GGCAGGCAGAUAGACGGGCUGGACUAGUAAACCCAAAACACGCUCAGUUUAGCUGACAACAACAACAACAACUACGAAGAGCCGCUUCAGUUAUAUCAGCCGGUAAACAAUGUGACCAAGCGUGAAGACCUCCCCACUCGGCGAGGACCGAUAGGAAAAGGGAAGAAAAAACAACAACAACAACGCAUGACAGCGAACUUCGGUCGCUGCGAGAGGCGCCCUGCACCAUGGCAUCCCAGCCGAGCGUACACAAUGAAGAACGGAACCUUCUCCGUCGCCGAGCAUGGGAACAAAGGAUCCAAGAAACCAGCCAAAUCAAAGAACUCGACGCGGAAAACGUGCCACUCUUUGCAGAACCCUACAAGACGAACAAAGGGGACGAGCUCUCGGAUCGAAUCCAAAGGAUGCUGGGCAGUUACGAAGACGUGAACAAUCCCACGCCCGUUCCACUCGAGCCUUUACCCAUUCCUUCCCUCUCACAGCCGGAUCAGAACCGGCCAGCUGCAGGUCAAUCACGCGAGACCCUGAUCCACAGUCAGGAGCUUUACACGGCUACCCAAAGUCAGAAAGGGACAUCUAAUAGCUCGUACCCGUCGCCCGCCUCCGUCUCGUCGCCAAGCCGCCGCGGGCGUCCAUCCAGGUUGUCAGCCCCUCCUCUGACCCCCGGUCAGCUCAGACACUCAGGGCAUCACAAAAAGGAGAGCGAAGUCUUCCCAGAUCUCAGGGGGGUCAUCAGCCUUCCCCAGGAAACGUCUGCCCCCUCUCCAGAUGCUAAGCCUCUUCCCGUCCUACAUUCCUGUGACCGCAAUAUUGUCAUGGAUACCCGGGACGCUCUCAGUAGACAUCAGCUUCAGGGGUCCCCCGAUAUUUCCUCAGGGUCGACCAGCAGCGGGACCGUUUUCACGCUGAACAUUCAGCUUUCGCCGAUAAAUCCACCUCCACCCCAAGCCAAGCCCAGCGCACUGCCCUCCCAGACCUUUCCUUCGCUGCUGCCGUCCAAGCCGGCCGGAGCAGUCCUGACCCAGAAGCCAACAGCCUAUGUGCGGCCCAUGGAUGGUCAGGACCAGGUGGUGGACAAGUCACCCGAGCUGAAGCCAUCACCGGAGCGUUACGCACCGCUGCCGGAGCUGAUCGGCAAAACUGACAUUGCCAAGACAAAGAUGACUCCUCAAUUCUUGGAGGCAUCAUCUGAUGAAGUUCUAUGUGUGGAAGAUAUCUUAAGGGAAAUGACUCAGUCAUGGCCCCCUCUGCUGACAGCUAUACACACACCACCCUCUGAGCCAUUCAAGUCUCCAGUCCCACCAAAGCAGGAAGCAGAACAAGUCUCCUCAUGUCGAGAAGAAAAAAACCAUCAAUUCACCGCUAAAGAGCCGCCUCAUUACAGCCAGCAGAACUCCUCAAAUUCCUUUGAAGCCACACAUUCCAGUGAUGCCGAGAUGACGAGCUCCAGCGACUCUGAGAGCAGCUUAGAGUCGGACUCGGACAGUGACCUCCCCACUAAGGAACCAAAACCUCCAGAGAGCAAACUAGUUCAAAUCGAGCCUGAUGCUCUGGCAGGGAGCCAUCGUGACUGGCAGCUGGGAGAGUGGCUUAGGUCCCGUCAGCAGAACUCAGGCACUGAUGCUCAAACCUCCAAGCAGAGCCGUGCAGACGCCGGAGAGGAGUCCAAGUCCUCAUCUCAGCAAAGAGAGCUCACCGCUGACCCGGCUGUUCCUCAGCGGAGCGUUAAAAGCGUCCAGGAUGGCUCCUGCAGGCAGAGCAAAAGCAAGAAACUCCUUUCGGAGGGCGGGAGCCGCUGCAGCAGUUCAAGGAAACUGGCCAAGCCGUCUGCGGCAGGUUGCCCGGACCGAGCUGAAACGGCGCUCGCUGUCAAAGCUGAGGUAGUCGCAACCACAGAAACGACGGAGCCGCGUUUCACUGACAAAGUCGAAGUGAAGUCAAAAACGGGGCAACACAAAAAGGACAGCAGAGACGCUAAAAGAGACGCUAAAAGAGACGCUAAAAGAGACGCUAAAAGGACGAAACACACUAAACAUCAUAAGCAGGCUGGGUCUGAGGUCGCCACUGUGGAGUGCGCUCACUGUCCGUCCUGUGGCGUCCGGUAUCCUAACCCCUGCUGCUGCUCGGCCCAGGGUCCCACGCAACCGGACCCCCCGUCCGCUGCUCCUCCAAUCAGAGUCAGCUGUCCCAAUACAGGAAGCGAGGUGCCUCGCAAAUCGACCCACAAGCACUCGCGCAAGCCCCACCAGGCAGCAAAGGGUUCAAGGGACCAUGACCAGCUUCCUAAAUCCCUGCUGGUGAAGAUUGAGCUCGGUCUGCUCUCUAGAGUCCCCCCGGAGUCCAGCAAUAACAAAGGGAUUCCCAGCAAGUCAAAGAGACCAGCGCUGGUCGUAGAGAAGGAUGAGGCAAGCAAAGAGUCUUCUAAAGCACACAAACCCGGAAAAGCCAAUAAAAAGUCUCAAAAUGUCAAGGUGGAGACUAAAAGCCCUCCCAAGAAGAAACCCAAGUUGGAAAACAAGGAUGCCUCAUUAAGUCGUACUUCUGUCAAAGUAGAGAGCUCCAACAAACCAAGCAAGGGUCAAACGAAGGCUACGAAAACAUCCCAGGACCCUGCAACGUCCAAAGACAUUGUUAAAGCGUCAAAGCUACAGGAUCACUCUUCUGCAAAGCUACCCAAGGCCGGUAAGGAGACGGAGAAGGCCACGGGUAAGGACUCCCUCAAGCACAAGAAGAUCAAAGGGAAACACCCACCACAACCCCCGCUCCAUAAAAAGGUAAAGGUCCCAAAGGGCAGUGUUGAUGUGCCAUCCACCUCCCAGCCCCAAAGAGAAGCCGUCAGCAACAGAUCCUUGCUGAAAUUUGACAAGAGACAGUAUCCAGUGAACCAUUAUAUAAAAGAGGCUAAGAAACUCAAACACAGGGCAGAUGCUGAGCCAGAUAAGCUUAGUAAAGCGUUCACCUACUUGGAAGCAGCCAUGUUCUUUGUUGAGAGUGGCAUUGCCAUGGAGAAGGAUCCCCAGAUUUCAAUGUCUUCCUAUACAAUGUUUGCAGAGACAGUGGAGCUCCUCAAAUUUGUACUGAAACUUAAAAACCCAGUGGACUCAUCUGCUGCCCCCUCAGAAAAGGACUUUUUAGCUUUAUGUUUGAAGUGCCAGUCGCUCCUGCACAUGGCCUUGUUUCGUCACAAACAAAAAACUGCAGUAAAGUUCUCAAAAACGCUCACAGAUCACUUUCAUAACUUUGCUCAGGGGUCGGACAAACAGCCCUCCUCAUCAAAGACAGCAGAAAACUCGUCCCCCAGCGUGCCGUCUCCAGCCAGCACCAGCUCAGGUCCCAGUUCCAACCACAGCGGGUCCGCCAUCGCUGCCGUUGGCGCCACCGUGGCGAUUCCUCAUGACAUAGAACAAGUGGCCUUUUCCUAUGUCAACAUCACUACAUUAUUUCUAAGUGCUCAUGACAUCUGGGAGCAGGCAGAGGAACUGGCACUACAAGGCAGCGGUAUUUUCCCAGAGCUGGACGCUGCCAUGGGCCCUCUGAGCCUGAUUUCAAGUAUGAGCUUCAUGGUCCGCUACGUCAGACAAGGAGUCCACUGGUUGAGACUGGGCACCCAAAAGCUAUGAUGCUGGAGGCCUAGACUUGUCUCUUUCGGACAUCAUCUUAUUUCAUCAUCAAAGUCCAUGGCAGAUGAUUGUUUUGGAAUUACCCGUUCUGGAGAUGGCUUCAUGAAUUCAUUUAAAACUUCUUUUUUUUUUUUUUUUAUCUUUCCCUGGGACAAAGAUAUCUGCGCUCAUCUAAAUCCUCUGCAUAUAUAUUAUGUUGUUCCUCAUGAUGUGAAACCAGAGCUUUAAACAAACAUGGAAGGAUGCAAAUCAAAUAUUACCAGAAGUGCCAUUUUGGGGCUCUGUGAAUCAUCUCACUUAAUCAUGUGCUUGUGGUUCAAAUAUUGCUGUGAGCCUUUUUUUUUUUUUU
This is a messenger RNA of Fundulus heteroclitus (mummichog), 3969 nucleotides long. It is a transcript of the gene aff1, whose product is annotated as AF4/FMR2 family, member 1. Gene Ontology annotation, cellular component: nucleus; super elongation complex. Gene Ontology annotation, biological process: regulation of gene expression. The record is from RefSeq and is a predicted model, not a curated record. NCBI's taxonomy places the organism in Eukaryota, Metazoa, Chordata, Actinopteri, Cyprinodontiformes, Fundulidae. The coding region runs from base 228 to 3620 and encodes 1130 amino acids. The transcript is spliced from 19 exons.